UUGGGCGUGUCCCGCAAGCUGCUUGUGGUUUCGGGAAAGUCACAACGAUUCCCUUAGCGCCAUUUUGUCAACCCACGAUAUUAGACGUACCCUUCAAUUCAGCAACGCCAUAGUUGAAACGUUUUAACGGUACAUAGACUACCAGUUUUUGUUUUUCACUGUCCGAGUUCAUAUUUUAUAUGAGUGGCUAAAGCUAAGAAGAGUAAGUUAACCAUCUGGCUGCCGAAGUGUCAAAAUCUAUUAGUACAGUACAAAAACGUUUUGUCUUCGUAGGCCAGAAAAUCUGACGGUGGAGGCAAUUCAUAUAAAAGCAAAGGUAUUGAAAAUGACAGCAGAGUAAGUCAGUGGCAUCUUGCACAACUUGCAGAACCUGGUUUAUGUUUUUUUGUCUGGAUUACCCAUAUUUCCAUUGUUCUUGGAACUGCUCUAACCUAUUCCCAGGAAUUGUGAAUCGUCAACAAAAUGACAGAAUGUGAACCUUGUGAAAAGAAGCAUGAAAAUAUUUUAAAAAUGUUAGGAGACUUAAACAGAGACCUGGAAAAAAUGUUAGAGGAAACUGAAAAGUUAUCAGUGCAGGCAACAUGGAUGGCUUAUGAUAUGGUUGUCAUGCGUACUAAUCCUGCUAUCUCUAAUUCAGUGCGAAGACUAGAGACUGCAGUUCUGAAAUGCAAAGAAGAAGUAGAAAAAAACUGGCAAGAUAUACAAUGUGAAUCAAAGAAGCAAUAAUUUAUACAUAAAUUGUGUACAAAUAGCCUAUAUGCUUUGAAAAUAAUACAUUUAUGAUUUUCAUUUAAUGUUAGAUGUUCAUUAUGUCUUUUAGUUGUGUUUAUGGAUUAAACUUUGUUUUCAAGAUAUUCUUAACUUCCUGUAUUCUUUA
Messenger RNA from Protopterus annectens (West African lungfish), 877 nucleotides. RefSeq names its product synaptonemal complex central element protein 3 (gene SYCE3). Gene Ontology annotation, cellular component: central element. Gene Ontology annotation, biological process: spermatogenesis; synaptonemal complex assembly; reciprocal meiotic recombination. The coding region runs from base 463 to 726 and encodes 87 amino acids. The record is from RefSeq and is a predicted model, not a curated record. Lineage: Eukaryota; Metazoa; Chordata; Ceratodontiformes; Protopteridae. The transcript has 4 exons.